GGCCUUGUUGGAAUUGUGUUUUGAUUUGACAGAAAACGUUGACCAUGGGAUUUGGUCGAUUUGAGUUUGUCCUUGUGUUUCUUAUAGCCAGCAAUGGGGUUAAUUCUUUGGAUACGUUAUUUGAACUAACCUCAGAUACCAUCGAUGUGGCAUGUAGAGCUGUCAAAGAUGCCGUCCAAACAUUUCCCCUUAAUCCGCCCUACAUUGAAAAGGUCUCAUUCCAGCUGAGAACGGCAUGUGGUACCAUAGAAUUUCCCGUCGAACAAGCUGCCAAAUUGCGACAAUUUCGGCAAUUCGAUGUUCGCAAGAAGACAGCAUUCUUUGUGGCCGGAUGGAUUGCUCCACCGGAUUAUUAUUAUACGAAGGAUAUUAUAAAGGCCUACAAUUGCCGGAGGGAUUAUAAUUUUGUGUUGGUGAACACCGGUGGCUUUAUAACAAAUCUCUACGCCAACUCUGCCUAUCACACCGAAAAGUUGGGCAAAUUUCUGGCGAUCGGCCUUAAAAAUCUUGGACUGCGAGUAGAUAAAAUGCAUUUAAUUGGACAUAGUUUGGGCGCCCAUAUAGUGGGCAUUGCUGGACGCUAUUAUCAACAGUUAAGAGGUCGUAAAUUAAAACGUAUUACCGCCCUUGAUCCCGCCCGUCCAUGUUUUGUAACACCCAGCGUAUUUCCUCGCCUCCGACGUGAUGAUGCCGAUUUCGUUGAUGUAAUCCACUCGAAUCCCUUUCUGCUUGGCAGUGAAGAACUAUUUGGUGAUGUGGAUUUUUUCGCUGGCGGUUAUGUGGCCUCAAAACCGGGCUGUGGCAUAUCCAUACGUUGUUCGCAUGAAAUUUCUGUACAAUAUUUUGCCGAAUCAGUGUAUCCGGAAAAUGAACGAAAUUUUGUGGGACGGCAAUGUAGGAAUUUAGAAGAAUUGAAGGCGGAAAGUUGUAAUGGACCCAAAUCAAUAAUGGGCUUGGGCAAUACUGGUGUGGCGAGAGGAAUACAUUAUGUUGCCGUACGUUCAAGUCCACCAUUCGGAGUGUAUGCUAAAGCUGGAAGCUUAUUUCGUACAAGUCAAUGCGGACUUUGUAGGAAAUAAAAUUUUAGAGAUAAUUCAAGAUUGAUGUAAAGCACAAAGUAAUGCAACAUCUACGUUAACAAUACUUAAUUUAACAUUAACAACCUCUACCAUACAAUGGAGGAUAUAUUCACUUCAUCAUUUCCGCUGUAACUCCUCGAAAUACUCAUGUUAGGUCAUAUUAAUAAAAGAGUAAAGUAAUUGUCUGACUUAAAGAGUCAUCAACGCCCAGACGAAACGGCUG
Musca domestica (house fly) is the source of this 1302-nucleotide messenger RNA. RefSeq names its product vitellogenin-1-like. The transcript is spliced from 3 exons. Gene Ontology annotation, molecular function: lipase activity. The record is from RefSeq and is a predicted model, not a curated record. Bases 45 to 1079 code for a protein of 344 amino acids. NCBI's taxonomy places the organism in Eukaryota, Metazoa, Arthropoda, Insecta, Diptera, Muscidae.